Molecule: messenger RNA, 360 nt
Organism: Penicillium argentinense
Lineage: Eukaryota; Fungi; Ascomycota; Eurotiomycetes; Eurotiales; Aspergillaceae
Exons: 1
Coding region: 1-360 (119 amino acids)
Source: RefSeq, a predicted model, not a curated record
AUGGAAAUUCUAACCUUACUCAAUACCCACCCUGAUACUGGUGAAACUGCUGUCCCUCUAUACACCCAACGUGAACUUGUCGCGAUGACCCAGGCUGCUCUUGACUCGCUCGACAAUACCACCAGAUCACGCAUGGAGCUUUCAGACCUGAAGCUGCUCGCAGCGGACGCAAGUCAUCUCGGUACGAUGACCAGCCCCUACACAGGGCUUCCAGACCCGGAAGACUACGCAGCGGGCGCAAGCCAACCUACCAAAGUAAGUUCUCAGCAAAUGCCACCUCCCCCCGUCCCAACUCGAAGCCUCCAACUUCGAGACACAAAGUCCGUGGAAGGAAAUUCCACGAAAAAGGAACUUGGUUGA